Molecule: messenger RNA, 2271 nt
Organism: Symbiodinium pilosum
Lineage: Eukaryota; Dinophyceae; Suessiales; Symbiodiniaceae
Source: the annotation of a GenBank genome assembly
AUGAGUGAGGAACUGGUCACUAUUGACAUACAGGACGGCGUAGCCGAUGUCAGGCUGAACAGGGUUGAUAAGUACAACGCCCUGAGUCCUGAAAUGUUCGCGGCCAUCAUUGCUGCCGGUGAACAACUCGCCCAGGCACCUGAAGUUCGCGCCGUUGUACUCUCAGGCAAUGGCCGCGGUUUUUGUGCGGGUUUGGAUAUGGGCAGUUUUGCACGCAUGGCUGAAGAGUCUGGCGGUAAUGGUGACCCUUCAGAUAGCAGCUCCACUGCUGCUCUUCUGCAACGUGGCGAACGACCUGAAAAUCACGCGCAGCAGCCUGCUUACGUCUGGAAACGCCUGCCGGUACCGGUGAUCAGUGCGAUUCAUGGCGUAGCUUACGGCGGCGGCUGUCAGAUUGCGUUGGGUGCGGAUAUCCGCAUUGCUGCUCCAGACAUGAAGAUGUCAAUUAUGGAGAUUAAAUGGGGCCUGAUCCCUGAUAUGAGUUUGACACAGACGUUGCGCGAUCUGGUGCCUUUAGAUGUUGCCAAGGAGCUGACAUUUACCGGCAAGGUUCUGAAUGGCCACGAAGCUAAAGAGUUAGGGCUGGUAACACAUGUGUCGGAGAAUCCGCUGGAGCACGCACUGCAGCUUGCGAAAGAGAUUGCCGGUAAAUCUCCCGAUGCCAUCCGUGCGGGUAAGCAGCUGCUGGAGAUUGCCUGGCAUGCUGAUGAGCGUAUCGGUCUUGAACUUGAAUCGGCUUUGCAGACGAUUUUGAUAGGGUAUCUGGCGAAGCAGCAGGGUGGCAAAGUGGGGAUCGCCAAACAGCACAGCAAAGGCCGUUUGACGAUCCGCGAGCGGAUUGAGGUUCUACUUGAUGAACGGAGUUUUCGUGAGCACGGUCAAGCCACCGCCAGUCCGGUUUAUGAUGACAAUGGUGACAUAGAAGAUUAUGUACCGGCCAACUAUGUGGUUGGCUUCGGCAAAAUCGCGCAACGCCGUGUGGUGGUGGGCGGCGAAGAUUUCACCCUGAAAGGUGGUUCACCUAAUGCAGCCGGGUUGCGUAAGAGUGUUUAUGCUGAGCACCUUGCGGUGCAAUACAAAGUACCACUGGUGCGCUUGUUGGAAGGUGGCGGUGGCAGUGUCAAAGGCUCGGCUAAAAAAGGCGGCACCGUCGGGGAUCCUGUUUUUGCCGAACCGCGCUUUAAGAUCAUCGCUGAUGCGAUGUCCCAGAUACCCGUGGUGUCUGGCGCCAUGGGUGCGGUUGCUGGCUUUCCUGCCGGGCGGCUGGUGGCGUCACACUUUUCAGUGAUGACAAAGCAUACUGCCCAGGUCUUGAUAGGCGGCCCUGCACUUGUUGAGCGUGCCCUGGGCGUCAAAAUGAACAAAGACGAACUUGGUGGCGCGCAGGUGCAUUCACGCAGCGGGGUGAUUGAUAACCUCGCUGAAGAUGAACACGAUGCCAUCUCUCAGCUGCGGCGGUUCCUCAGUUACCUGCCCAGCAGUGUAUGGGAACGAACGCCACGUCAGGCUUGUACCGAUCCAAUCGACCGGAUGGAAGAAGAGCUGCUGAAUUGCGUGCCGCGGGAAUCCAACGCGCCAUUUGAUAUGCGCGCCAUAGUUAAUAUGGUUGUAGAUAAGGACAGUUUUUUUGAAACUGGCGCUGACUUUGGUCCAAGUCAGAUCUGUGGUCUUGCCCGUCUUGACGGCCAGCCGGUGGGUAUACUGGCAAAUGACUGCAAUUUUUAUGCUGGCGCUAUGACUGCUGAGGCUGCGCAGAAGUAUCGACGGUUUGUCGAGAUGUGUGACACUUUCCACGUGCCGGUGGUGAAUUUUGUAGAUCAGCCGGGCUUUAUGAUUGGUCCUGAAUCAGAGCGAAGCGGCACCAUCCGCUAUGGUAUGGCGGCGGUUGCUGCAGCAGCUCAGGCGACGGUGCCAUGGGCUGUGGUUCAGGUGCACAAAGGGUUUGGUGUGGCGACCGCGGCACACUACGCGCCAGGCAAUUACGUGCUCGCCUGGCCGUCCGUCGAAUCUGGUGCGCUGCCUCUGGAGGGCGGCGUUGCCGUCGCUUACCGGCGUGAGAUUGAAGCUGCCGAGGACCCUGAAGCGAAGCGGCGCGAAUACGAAGAUAAGCUGCGCGAGGGCCGAUCACCUUUUCCCCGUGCUGAAUCUUUUGCAGUGCAUGAACUAAUAGACCCGCGUGAAACCCGUCCGAUGUUGUGUGAUUGGAUUGACUGGAUUCAGCCGCAGCUCGAUACCCUGCUCGGCCCGGUACACUUCGGCAUACGACCUUGA